CAAAGUAAACAUCAGUUACCAAAAAACUCCUGGAAUAUGUAUAGCUUCAAGAACUUCUGCCUUUGCCUAGUGCUUCCUCUCAUGUGGACUUCGGUCACUGCUAACACUCCAAUUAGACAAUGUGCCGACAGCAGCUAUCCUCAACCCCUGAUGGUGCAAAUCGAUAAUUGCGACGCCUUGCCCUGUGAUUUGUGGAAGGGAACCGAGGCCAAGAUCGACAUCCAGUUUGUUGCCAAUCGCAAUACUAUGAAAAAGUUAACGGCCGAAGUGCACCUGACCUCACUGGGAGUGACCAUUCCCUAUGACCUGGAAGCCUCCCGCGGCAACGUGUGCUCCAACCUGCUCCAUGGAGCCUACUGUCCCCUGGAUGCUGGCGAGGAUGUGACCUACCAGUUGCUCCUCCCGGUGACCAAUAACCAGCCCGAGGUGCCCACGCGCCUGGAGGUGCGUCUCCUGGACUCCGAUAAUGGAAAUAGUGUUGUCUCCUGUUUCCUGGCCGACACACGGGUCAAGAAGCCCAGUUCGGGGGCUUAG
Drosophila subpulchrella is the source of this 534-nucleotide messenger RNA. RefSeq lists its product as uncharacterized. The transcript has 3 exons. Gene Ontology annotation, molecular function: sterol binding. Bases 37 to 534 code for a protein of 165 amino acids. Lineage: Eukaryota; Metazoa; Arthropoda; Insecta; Diptera; Drosophilidae. The record is from RefSeq and is a predicted model, not a curated record. Gene Ontology annotation, biological process: intracellular cholesterol transport.